Molecule: messenger RNA, 567 nt
Organism: Trichoderma asperellum CBS 433.97
Lineage: Eukaryota; Fungi; Ascomycota; Sordariomycetes; Hypocreales; Hypocreaceae
Source: RefSeq, a predicted model, not a curated record
AUGCCUGUAUUUUUUGAAAAUCUCGACCUGAACGACCUUGACAUAUUCUCCAAGGACGGCAGGUUUCGGUCAUCAACUUUCGUCAGUUACUUAGCAUCUUUAGGCUCAACAUUUGUAUACCGACUUGUUUUUGCCGAUAAAGAUCAACGCAGACGCAUAAUCCAAGAGAACACGCCCGUGUGGCGAGAUUUUCUCCCAGAGGCGUUGGAUCACGCCCCCCGCACCGGCCCAAAGACCACCAUGCCCGACGGGAUGGACAAUAACCAUCUCUCUCACCCCAACUUGGGCUAUUUUCGGUUCAAGCCCUCGGAAGAAGAAGUCUACUUUAAAAUCCUUCACGACAGCAUCCUCAACUGCCCUCUCCGAGAAAGGGCAUUUGUUUUCUGGGACGCCGAUAGGAUUUUCUGCCCCGUGGUAAGUGACCAACUGCAACAAGCGAGAGUGAAUCUGCAAUUCAACCGAUAUAAGGGCAAAAGCGCCGAGGAACGGCUGAAGGGCGUCAAGAUACCCUGGGAACAGAUGGAGAGGAUAAUUGAAGAGUUUGGUUCUGUCUUUCAUUCAUGGUGA